CACUGACAGAGGAACUGAAUGUGAAGGACUAGGAACAGUCUACAGAGAAAGAACAGAGCCACAGAGCCGGGAUAGAACCGAAUCCCAGAGAGAAUCUGAUCUGGAGCCGCGUCUGAUCCGAUACGAGUCGUUCUUACGGCUCCUGCGCCGCGGAGAGAACGGACUCCCCCCGAAAUAAAGACCUGAACAAAUAAAGACUUUAACAAGAACCACGGGCUUCUCUGCUGCUCUUCUGCUAAAGGGCUGAUGGAAGCCCCAGAAUGCAGCGAGCUCUGCAGUGGACACAGUGGACACAUUGGACACAUUGGACACAGUGGACACACUGGACACAUUGGACACAGUGGACACACUGGACACAGUGGACACACUGUGGCUCGGGGACACAACCAGGUGACCGUGGCUCCGCCCCCCUCCACACGUCAGUACAAAGUGAGACGGCCUCUGUUCACUCCUCAACAGCAAACGCCAGUUCUGAAGAAAACACAAGCAGAGCCACAGGGUCACACAGAGAACAGCCCGAGUGGGAUAUGGCCCCUCCACAGACCCCAGAUGAGGGUCAGAGAGGAGCAGACCGGGGUCAGAGAGGAGCAGACCGGGGUCAGAGAGGAGCAGACCGGGGUCAGAGAGGAGCAGACCGGGGUCAGAGAGGAGCAGACUGGGCUCAUGAGCCCGUCUGUCCUGCCCCGGCUGACCCCCCCGGUGCUGCUCUCCAGGUACACCCCCCUCUCAAGUUGCCGGACACGAACUCUUGAACAAACCCUUUGCUCCAGCUCCUCAUAUCAGGCUGAAUACUGGGCCUGUGCCAUUCCCAAAGACCCUCCACCUACACCGUCAGGGAGAAACCCCCACAAGGACUAUGAGGCUCUGCUGGACUACACCUACCCACUGAGGCCGGGGCCUCAGGUCGGGGACUGGACCCUGCAGGACUCGGGGAUUGAAGUGGACCACCUCUCCAGUAGCCUGUCCUUCAGUGACAUGGAGAGAUCAAAAGACCCCCUCUGUGUAGGUCCAACCUCAGGACACUCAGGGAGCCCAUGUCCCGCAGCACCGUCCUCCCCAGAAGACCCUGAGUAUGUGUUAUCCUCCCCAGACCGCGUGCGCGGCGUGUCCUCUCCAGCAGACCGCGUGCGCGGCGUGUCCUCUCCAGCAGACCGCGUGCGCGGCGUGUCCUCUCCAGCAGACCGCGUGCGCGGCGUGUCCUCUCCAGCAGACCGCGUGCGUGGCGUGUCCUCUCCAGCAGACCGUGGUGUUUUAUCAGACCAUGAGUGGAGUCAGCAGAAGGACACAGACGUCUCCUCCAUCUCGGCCGCUCUCAUAACUCUGCCCUGGGAGAGCGGUGUCCAGGACGACGAGGAGUUCAGACCCCUCCCAGAGAAGAUAGAACUGCUCCAGCAGCUGUCACAGCAGGUGCGUGAGGCAGCAGCCAUUUUACGUUCUGGUCACUGUGCCUCGGUGGCUCUGGACGCUCAGGACACGCCUCAGACUCGUCCCACAGAAGACAGACCUCAUCUCAGCACUGAAGACUGGAUGGACUCCCUGAGAGGACCAGAGCAGCCCCGCCCCCUCACAGAGCACCGCCCCCUCACAGAGCACCGCCCCCUCACAGAGCAGCACCGCCCCCUCACAGAGCAGCACCACCCCCUCACAGCGCACCGCCCCCUCACAGAGCAGCACCGCCCCCUCACAGAGCAGCACCGCCCCCUCACAGAGCAGCACCGCCCCCUCACAGAGCACAUCAGUGUGUUCUGCUCUCACCUGGAGCGGCUCGUGCGUUGGCUCUACGCCGCCUCACAGACGAUCGAGCGACUGGCCCCGCCCACAGUGGACAUCCACAGUGUCAAGUCGUCUCUGGCUCAGUACCAGAGUUUUCAGCGAGACGUGAGCAGCCACACGCCCCUGACCUCCAGCGUUCUACAGACAGGUCACCUCCUACUCAGCUGUGUCCAGAGCACGUCCCCAGUUCUCAGAGACACGCUGCUGUUGAUCGAGAGCCAGUCCAGACUUCUGGAGAGACACAGAGAACAAUUCUUCUCCUCCAUCCUCUCUGCCAUGGACAGUCUGACCCAGCCACACACGGGCGGGGCAUCAGGGGCACAGGGGGCAUCAGGGGCACAGGGGGCAUCAGGGCCACAGGGGGCAUCAGGGGCACAGGGGGCAUCAGGGGCACAGGGGGCAUCAGGGCCACAGACCAGAGCCCAGAGCCGUGUGGGUGAGCUUUAAACCAUGAGCUUUAUUAACAAACCUUUUUACUGAACGCAUUCAUCAGACCAAGGCUUAGUUUGUUUUCAUCCCUGACAGUUUGCUCUGCUCACUAGCGCCUCAGAGUGGUCACAUGAUGCUGCUGUGACGCGAUUGGUCAGCUGAUUUAAACGGGAUUUGGCGCUGUCUUCCUCCUGGUGGAGACAGGACUUUCACUGCACAGAAAAUGGAACAUGGGACAGAAAUAAGGAAACAGUGAAGGCGAGCACACGAGCAACAGAACAAAAAACAGGAACAACUCAAAUCAGCCAUUUUGAUCACUGCAAAAGAGAGAAGCACAUUAUGGACUGGGGCGGAGCAGACGUCACUGGGGCGGAGCAGACGUCACUGGGGCGGAGCAGACGCCUCUGGGGUGGAGCAGAUGUCAGAGAACUGAAACAUCAUCGCUGGAUUAAAGAGGCAACAUACAGUUACAUGCCCAUGGGACGUUAAACCGGGACGAGGGGCCUUUUUACUUUCACACACCUGAGAUACUGUCCUGCUGUUCGACUGCAGAUGGCGCUGUCUUCCUGCUUCCACCUGGAGGAAACCCAGUGCAAAAAUCUGUUUAAAUCAGCUGACUGGACGGGUGACAUGACCACUCUGAGGCGCUAGUGAGCCGUCCAAACUGUCAGGGAUGAAAACAAACUGAACCUUGGUCUGAAAAAAGAUGAAAAAGAAUCUGAAAUAAAAAUCAGACCAGGUGAAGCUCGUUCGGACGUUGCACCGACUGAGACAGGACUGAUAUUUUCACAUUAAAGUGCAGGUUGAACUACACAUUUUACUAAAACACACUUAAGAUCAUUAUGUUUAAGACUUUACACAAUAAUAUAAACUUUUUUUCCCGGUUUGGCCAUUUUUUUAGGUUUCAAAUUUUACUUCCUGGUUGUAAAUGAUGACCUCACACUCGGGAAUUCCUUAACUGUUACCGCAACCACGUGGUACACCGCACAACCACGUGGUACACCGCACAACCACGUGGUACACCGCACAACCACGUGGUACACCGCACAACCACGUGGUACACCGCACAACCACGUGGUACACCGCACAACCACGUGGUACACCGCACAACCACGUGGUACACCGCACAACCACGUGGUACACCGCACAACCACGUGGUACACCGCACAACCACGUGGUACACCGCACAACCACGUGGUACACCAACGCCUCUAUGUCACAGAGGUUAAUAUGAGACACAUGGAAAUGUAUAAGAAAACAACCUUUGGACCAGUGAGAUGUCAUCAGUGUGAUGUCAUCAGUGUGAUGUCAUCAGCGAGAUGUCAUCAGUGUGAUGUCAUCAGUGUGAUGUCAUCAUUGUGUUCUACCUCCUGUCAUUUUCAACACAUCUUGUUUUGUGUAAAACUAUAAUUUAUAUUUUAACAGGUUUUAUUCACCAGAUUAAGUCACAAUGAAGAGAAUCAAGAAGAACUUUUCUGCAAAACUCAAUGUAAACCAGACAUUUUAUAAACACACACACACCCCGACACACACACACACACACCCACACACACAGUCUAUGAGACAUCAAACAAAUCUAACUAACAAAUGUGACAUUAUUUAUUUUCCAAAGUGCC
Messenger RNA from Periophthalmus magnuspinnatus, 3818 nucleotides. RefSeq names its product centrosomal protein 68 (gene cep68). NCBI's taxonomy places the organism in Eukaryota, Metazoa, Chordata, Actinopteri, Gobiiformes, Gobiidae. The transcript is spliced from 8 exons. The record is from RefSeq and is a predicted model, not a curated record. The coding region runs from base 247 to 2220 and encodes 657 amino acids.